Molecule: messenger RNA, 4947 nt
Organism: Cryptotermes secundus
Lineage: Eukaryota; Metazoa; Arthropoda; Insecta; Blattodea; Kalotermitidae
Gene: swm
Product: RNA-binding protein 26
Exons: 22
Coding region: 156-3554 (1132 amino acids)
Biological process (GO): mRNA processing
Cellular component (GO): nucleus
Molecular function (GO): metal ion binding; RNA binding
Source: RefSeq, a predicted model, not a curated record
UUGUAAAAUGUGGUACUAAAUAGGUCUCUGUUGUCUGUUCCUGUGGUAGUGAUAAUUACAUAGGGCAUAUUUAUAUGAAAAUAAAACUAGGCUGGAAGGCUUGUUUGUGGUGGUUCUUGAUUUGAAUUGUGUUUUAUAGUAAUUAUAUUGGAGAAAUGAUUAUAAAUGAUCCAGAAGCUUUUAAAUCGUGGCUGACAACUGUACUAGAACCUUUGUGUGAUGCAGAUCCAGCAGCCUUAGCCAAAUAUGUGUUUGCUUUAGUGAAGAAGGAUAAGCCUGUGGCUGAAUUACGGUCAAGCAUGGUGGAGCAGCUGGAUGUGUUUCUUCAAAGUGAAACAAAGAAAUUUGUGGAUUUGCUAUUCAAGACACUAGAGACACAGGUUUAUGAUGUACCAGCUAUAGCUACGGUAACCCAUACUACAUCAGCAGUUGUAGACCCAACAAUUACUGCUGAGCCAGCUGCAACCAAGAUUCCCAUUGCCAAACAGCCAGGAGAACCAUUACUAUCAGACUCACUAAAUACAGCAAAUCCACCAAAUACCCAGUCUUUACCUGGACAUCAGGUGGUGGCAGGUGUGACUUCACUGAUGAACUCUGUGCAAACCAAUGGAACCAUUCCUUUGCCAGUACACAAGCGUGAUUUGGAUCUUCAGACACGUAGUACACACAGGAAGUCUGAUUCAGACAAAGAUGAUAAAGGUCGCAUUGGAGGACGAAUUCGACAUCGCAGCUCUCGGUCUCCUUCAAGAGGCCGAUCUCGGUCCCGUUCUUGGGAUCGCACAAGGAGGUCACGUAGUCGGGACAGGGAGCGUGAAAGAGAUCGGGAAAGAGGUCGAGAGAGAGACAGGAGUAGAGCAUGGCGAAACAAGUCCCCUCCACCCAGAAGAUAUGAUAGGGAUCGAAGGAGGAGCUGGUCUCGGUCCAAUUCUCCUGCAGUUGCUGCUGGUGCAGGUCCCAUAGUUAAGACCCGAAGCAUGGGGGCUUCACGUUCUCGGUCAAGGUCACCUCACUACAAUCACAGAGGACGCUAUCGUAACAGAUCUCCACAUGGGCGGCUGUCCAUCUCUCAUUCACGUUCUCGUUCUAUUGAGAGGGCACGAGAUAAGAAGGAACCAUUGUCAGGGGCUGGUACCCCCACUCAAGACAGUAAUCAUGGAGAUGUGGACAUGAGGCUCACAACUACAUCCCAGAGCAUCCAGAGUGUAGUCAGUGCUGGUGGUAAGACAGCUGACAGUGUUACCAAUUCUGGAGCUUCUCUGCUGCCUGGUGUCUUUCAUCCCAAGAGAAGAUGUCGAGACUUUGAUGAGAAGGGAUACUGCAUGCGUGGUGACUUGUGUCCUUAUGACCAUGGAAAUGAUCCAGUUGUCUUAGAAGAUGUUGCAUUGUCCCAUGUGCUUGCAUUUGGUCCAAACCACCCACCAUCUCAUCCAUUAGCCCCUCCAAGCACUGGACCAUCUGCUCCACUAAAUCCUCCCAGUACUUCACAACCAUCAGCUGCAACAGAAGUGACAGAAGGACUAUUGGAACAUGGUGUAACUCAAGGAAUUCCACUAGAACCUCCACCUCAUCAUGUGCCACGUCCAGUGCCACAUCCUCACAUGAGGGGACCACACCCAGGAAACAUGGAGUACAAUCCAGAUGCUCCAAGCAUGGAACCAAGGAUGAUGUGGGGACGUCCACCAUUCCGUGGUGGACCAGGAGGUAUGAGAGCAGGAGGAAUGAUGAGAGGUGCAAUUGGGCGUCCAGUAGUGUACAAUCCUCAACCACAGCGAGAGCUCAUCAAUGUGCCUGUGACAGACCAGACUCAGAAUUACCCCACUACUUACAAACACAACCGACAGCAUGCUGAAACCAACAGUUACACUCCAAAUACAGAGGCUAAAGAUUCUUCACAACCAACAAAGAAACCAUGUUUUGACUUUGCUCGCUUGGGACCACGUCACAAGAACCCAAACAAUUGCUCUUUGGAACUGAAGAAAGUACCCCGCGGUUUGAACAAUAUCACACACCUCAAUAAUCACUUUUCCAAAUUUGGCAAGAUUGUGAAUAUUCAGGUUUCAUUUGAAGGGGACCCAGAGGCUGCACUUGUGACAUUUUCGAGUCAUGCAGAAGCAAAUGCCGCAUAUAGGAGUACGGAGGCUGUGUUGAACAACAGAUUUAUUAAAGUGUUUUGGCACAACAGCAGUGAGGGUAAACAGGAGAAUGUCCCACCUCCACGGCCAUCAGUGAAGGAACGGCUGGGUGUGCCAAACCCCAUUUCUAACAGCAAAGUUCUAAAUACACUUCAGCCCAAAGCAUCUCUUGCCCUCCAAUCUGAAGCUGUGGAGAAGGUAAUAAUGUCAGGCAACAACUUGACAAAAACAGUGUACAUACCAACAGCCCUGAAGAAACAAGAGAGCCCUGUCAUCAGUUCAUCCAUUAUCCAAGAGAACUCCAAAGCUCAAGCUGCUACUGCUGCUGCUAUCAAGAAGACACAAGAGAUUUUAGCUGUGAAAGAAACACUCAAAAAGAAGCAGGAGGAAAAAAGAAAAGAAGCACUGAAGCUAACAGCAGAUUUAAGGAAAAGGAAACAGGACCUCCUACAUAAACAGCUGGCACAGCAAAAGCUGCUGAUCGAGAGACUGGAGAGCAGUGGGGUGGCUCCUGAGCAACGGGAGGCUCUUAUGGCAACCAUAAAAAAGUUGCAGGAAAGCAUAGAAAAGAUCCGCAAAGACCUGUCCAGUGGAGUUGUGCAAGGUGGUACCAGUACAGUCAAAGCAUCCAGUAUUAUAGGCAGCAAGCAACAGAGUGUGACAUCACCAGUUGCAGUGAAAAAGAGCAAAGAGGAAGCACAGCGUGAAAUAUUGGAUGCUGAAUUAGACCUCUUCACACGACAACAAGAGGGUGGAGAUACAUCUGAAUUGCAGCGGAAAGUGGCGGAGCUGAAGAUGGAGGCUCAUUCACUUGGACUACUACAAGGAAGUACACCCCCUGUAAGACCUCAUCAUAGGACUGCUGUGCCCCUGAAUAGGAGUCUCAGCAGGACUCGAGGCAGUCCGUUUCGAGGGAGGGGGCGAGGUUUUACACAUGUCUGUGUAGAUCACCGACCAACCAAAGUUCUUGUAUCAGGGUAUGAAGAGGAUGAGAAGACAGAUGUCCUAGCACAUUUUGCGCAAUUUGGUGAAAUUGUGGACUACAUUGUUGAUGAAUCUACUCCUUCCAUCAUUUUAAACUACAAGUCUCGGAAGGAGGCUGAGGUGGCCAUGGUAAAAGGACGUACGUUCCAAGACCGUUUGCUGUCCAUCACAUGGUGUAACAAUCCAGGGGUUGGUAGAGGAGUCAGGGGAAGCCACAACUUGAUGUCAACUGUACAUCUCCAUCAUGGACUGGUUCAUCGCUCUGUGAUCAUGGUGGGGACUAAUGCAGAGGGAGGAAGGGAAGAACUGGAGGAAGUUGAUGAAGGCCUCAUUGAGGAAGAGGAAGAGCUGGGUGUAGCUGAAUUGAGUGAAGACGUACUGUUACAAGAUGAUGAGGAAGAGGAGGAAGAUGGAGAAGACAGAAGCUGGCGACGAUAGCAGUCGUGAUCAAUCUGCAUGUCUUGAAAUUCACAAGGGUUUGCUUGUAGUGAAGCUCCUCAAGUGUCAUGCACAGUGUAUAGGAACAUGUGCAGAAGUAUGUGUGUGUGUGUGUGUGUAUAUUUUGUAAGUUUUAUAAAAAUCAAAUGCUUUCUUUGUUUCCAUGAAGCUGUAUAUGGCAAUCACUGUAAUUUUCAACGAGAACAUUCCUGUAAUAAAACUGCUUGUAUGUAUUACAGGAAGAUGGAAGUGUUGUCAUUGCUAAUGUAGUUUUAGAGAUUUUGUUUUAAAGUAAAUUGCAUUAAUUGACUCAUGGCAUUAUGGCAUCAGUCAGCUGUGAAAGUAAAGUUGUAACUGCUGAUGUUGAAAUUUCAUUUCAGACCUUCCAUAGUAAUACAUGUAAGUGUGCUCAUUAAUGGACAACACUGAUAUGGUCUUAGUGUUACAAGUAAUAGAUAUGUGCACUUGAUUUUAUUGUAACAAAUAUUUGUGAAUAUUUUCUGUAAUGAAUUGGUCAAUAAUUGAUGUAAAUGACUUUAUGCAAAAAUGUGCUUCUGAUAAUGGUUAAAAAUGAAAAGAUUGAAAAGAAAAGAUGUGAUGAAAAAUAAGAAGUAAAAAGAGGAAAAAGAAAGAAACAUUUAAAGAUGAAAAAUUUGUAAACAAAUUACAGAAAAGAAGUAUAGAAUAAGAAGAAAAGAUUAACCAAUUAAAGCACGCAAGUUUUUGUACAAAAAAUAAAAGAAGUGGGAGCAAAAAUUAAAAGAAAAAAAAAACAAAAGUCAAAGCAGAAAAAAUAUAAAGAUUUGCCCCACCAACAAAACAGUUUUUCCUAAAGGAGUAGAAUUGUCUAUAAAGACAUUUCUUUUUCCAGCUUGACCACCUUUCUGCUAUGCGGUAAGUACAAUUAAAUAGAUUGCUGUAUGGUUAUCUCCUUGGAGACCAAGUAUGGGCAACAAAUUUCCAUGCUCGCUUCCUGUUGAUGGACUUAAAUUCUUUCAUCAUAGAUGAAGGGCUUAUGCAUUUGUAAGUUCCUAAUGUUCCUUAGAGACCUGGCUAUAAAGUAACCUAUUGCAUGAAUGUUGGUAGAUAAAGUUCCUAUGUAUGUCAGUUUUUCUUCCAGGUAUAGAAAAGCUCACGUCAUUGUUUUAACAGACUUCAAGACUGGAAAAAAAUGCCUCAAUGUCUGUGCAUGUCUCAGUAUGUGUUUAAGUCUGUAUCUGGGUUGGUCCAUACAUGCACAUUUGUGUGUCUUUAUUUCUGUCUGCCUGCAUGUGUGUAUCCAUGGAUCUGGGUGUGUGCCUGCCUGUAUAUCAAUGUCUGUUGGGUAAAUUGCUGCUAGUCCUCGCCAGUACAGUCAUUCUUGGCUCCAAGUCGUGCAGGACUCAUGAACAUA